Messenger RNA from Meriones unguiculatus (Mongolian gerbil), 429 nucleotides. RefSeq names its product ATP-dependent DNA helicase DDX11-like. Gene Ontology annotation, biological process: establishment of sister chromatid cohesion. Lineage: Eukaryota; Metazoa; Chordata; Mammalia; Rodentia; Muridae. Bases 1 to 429 code for a protein of 142 amino acids. The record is from RefSeq and is a predicted model, not a curated record. Gene Ontology annotation, cellular component: nucleus. Gene Ontology annotation, molecular function: DNA helicase activity; ATP binding; DNA binding. The transcript is spliced from 4 exons.
AUGAGGAGGCGUAUCUUACUGGUAUUUGGUUGUCCCGAGGGUGCUGCGCAAAACUCACCUCCAUGUUUGUCUCUUAGAGUGGAUGAGGAUGAGGACGACCUGGAGGAAGAACACAUAACCAAGAUUUAUUACUGUAGUCGGACACACUCACAGCUGGCCCAGUUUGUGCAUGAAGUACUGAAGAGUCCUUUUGGCAAGGAAACACAGCUAGUCUCCCUUGGUUCUCGGCAGAACCUUUGUGUGAAUGAAGAUGUGAAAAACCUGGGUUCUGUGCAACUUAUGAAUGACCGCUGCAUGGAUAUGCAAAGAAUCAAACAUGGUAUGCACAGGGACCUUGUUCUGAGCUAUGCUGGACAGAGUGGAAGUGGCAGAAAUGUGCUGGAGUUCACAACAGGGCAUGACAAUGAAGACUUUGUUAACCGGAGAUAG